Molecule: messenger RNA, 390 nt
Organism: Cylicostephanus goldi
Lineage: Eukaryota; Metazoa; Nematoda; Chromadorea; Rhabditida; Strongylidae
Source: the annotation of a GenBank genome assembly
AUGAGAUGCCGAAUGCGGAAGCAAUUAUUUAUACAGCGAAAUAAGGUUUGUGAUCUGUCGCUGAUUUUGGGCAUUGCUGGUUUACUCUUCGUCAUUAUCGACGCCGAACUCACAGCACUUUCACCAAAUACUCAUAUUACAAAGGGUCACAAUGUGUCGUUAUUCUUACGCUCCUUAGCCGUGCUCACAACAAUUUGCCUCAUGUGUUGUCUCAUCAAUUACCAUGCCAUAGAAGCUCUGGCUCUAUUCGAUGGCCGUUUAUCAACCCAGAAACUCGUCAUGUCAAAAUGGUUGACGUACCCAUUGAUGUACUGCUAUCCGUUCCCAUGUUUCUACGAUCCUACCUGCUCUGUCGGUUCAUGGUCCUACACAGCAAGCAGUUCCAGGUAG